AUGCUCCCCCGCGAGGGGUUCAAAGGCGAUGCUUUGAUCUCCCUGAUCAAGAACACAGCCUUCAACCCCAAGAUCCUGCUGCCACUGUUCCUGCUGGCAAAAUACACCAAGCAAGGCCAGGAUCUCACCAGUCUUGCACCCGAACCAGGCAUUUGCCAGAGUCAGAAAGCUGCUCAUCUUGAGCCUGCUAGGUUGGGGAAACAGCUGGUUGACGAGAAAGGUGAACAACAGCUGGAAAUCGUCGUCGUAACCGGCGGCUCCGGCGGCAUAGGCGGCCUAAUCGUCCAACUCCUGGCCGAACGCUCCAUCAAAACCGUCGUCCUCGACAUCCAACCCCUCACCUUCCACCCCGGCCCCACGGUAACCUACUUCAAAUGCGACCUCACCUCCCCCUCCUCCAUCGCCCACGUCGCCUCCCUCAUCCGCGCCCAGGUCGGCAACCCCACCGUCCUCAUCAACAACGCCGGCGUCGUCCAAAACAAGUCCAUCCUCGCCUCCACCCCGCGUGACGUGCAAUUCACCUUUGACGUGAACCACUUCUCCCACUACUCCACCGUCCGCGAGUUUUUGCCUUACAUGAUCGAGAAGAACCACGGGAUGGUGGUGACGGUGGCGAGUUUUGCUGCUUGGGUGAGCGUGCCGAAUAUGGUUGACUAUGCAGCCUCAAAAGCGGCGGCGCAGAGCUUCCAUGAGGGGUUGACGGCUGAGAUUAAGACUACUUACGGGGCGGAGAGGGUUAGGACUGUGGUUGUUAAUCAGGGGUAUACCAAGACUGCGCUGUUUGAGGGGUAUCAUAAUGAUAGUCCGUUUUUGCUGCCGGCGCUGGAGCCGGGGAGUGUGGCUGAGGCGGUUGUGAGGCAGGUGCUCAAGGGGGAGAGCGGUCAGGUUAUUUUGCCAAAGAUGGGGAAUAUGCUGCCUUUUCUGGGGGGCUUGCCGGGGUGGUAUGCGGGUCGGUUGAGGGUGAAGGGGGUGGGGAUUAUGAAGCAGUUUAGGGGGAGGAAGGUGGUGGAGGAUGUGGAGAAGUUUUAUGAGGAGAAAGAGAAGAAGGAGGAGAAGGGGGUUGGUGAGAGUACGGUGCUUGUUGAGUAA
Messenger RNA from Podospora anserina S mat+, 1089 nucleotides. RefSeq lists its product as uncharacterized. Gene Ontology annotation, molecular function: oxidoreductase activity, acting on the CH-OH group of donors, NAD or NADP as acceptor. Lineage: Eukaryota; Fungi; Ascomycota; Sordariomycetes; Sordariales; Podosporaceae. Bases 1 to 1089 code for a protein of 362 amino acids. The transcript has 2 exons. The record is from RefSeq and is a predicted model, not a curated record.